Molecule: messenger RNA, 690 nt
Organism: Chenopodium quinoa (quinoa)
Lineage: Eukaryota; Viridiplantae; Streptophyta; Magnoliopsida; Caryophyllales; Amaranthaceae
Exons: 1
Coding region: 1-690 (229 amino acids)
Source: RefSeq, a predicted model, not a curated record
AUGGCUGGGUUUCGUGAGGCAAUGGAUGUGUGUCAGUUGAGGGACUUGGGUUUUAGAGGUCAAUGGUGGACUUGGGAGAGGGGUGUGACUGUUGCUACUCGAGUUCAAGAACGGCUUGAUCGAUAUCUUGCCACUUCAUCUUGGAUACGUUUCUACCCGUGUGCCUAUGUUGAACAUCUUUUGAAAAAGCAGUCAGACCAUACUCCUAUUUUGCUGAGGUUGGAGCAACAAAAUAAACGAAAAAAGAAGAAGAAAGGCUUCAAGUUCGAAAUCGCAUGGAUGUUGGAUGCAUACUGUGAAGCCACUAUUAGAAGCGCUUGGGAGGAAGAAGCAAGGGCUGAUAUUAUGAUGAAAUUGAUGACAGUUGGGAAGAAAUUGAUGACUUGGAGUCGAGAGAAGUUUGAUGAUAUAGGCACUAAAAUCGAAGAGAAAGAGCAGGCUCUUAGAGCAGCCCAUCAAUUGCCAAUUUCUCAGAGUAGCUGUGAUAUUUGCGUGAGAUUGGAGAAAGAGUUACAAGAGUUGAAUGAGAAGCAAGAAGCUCAUUGGUUAAUGAGGUCUAGAGUUGCUGAAAUUCGUGAUGGAGACCAAAACACGAGCUACUUUCACCAUAAAGCCUCCCAUAGGAAAGCUAAAAAUACAAUUCAUGGGUUGUUUGACUCAAAUAAUUUUUGGCAGACAGAUGAGUUGUAG